AUAAAAAGACGUGGCAUAUUCAAUGUUUGUUCAGUUCUCUGGAUAUAUUUCAAGAAUAUUCAAAUCUUGUUUAUUUGAAAUCGAUAUAUUUGAAAAAAAAAAGAAAAUGAAAACGAUUGUGAUUUUUUCUAUUAUUUGCGUUUGUGUUGGUGCACUGACCCUUGAAGAAUUACAAAACGCGCUACGUAUCACGCAGUCAUUUUGUAAGACAGAGAGUGGUGUUGAUCAACAAAUAGUAGACGAUGUUAAUAGUGGCAAGAUCAACCUAAGUGACGAAAAUGUUUUAUCAUACGUUGAAUGUGCGAUGAAAAAAUUUAGUGCUGUUGACGACAAUGGAAAUUUCAACGAAAAAGUUGCUAGAAAUGUUGCCAGUGCAGUUUUAAACGAUGAUGAGGUUGAGCAAUUAAUUGCCGAAUGUUCGCCUAUCUCUGACGCCAAUGUACAUGUAAAAAUUAGUAAGAUAUUACAAUGUUUUUUUAAAUAUAAAACAGUAAAUGAUGUACUAAAUUUGUAAAUAUUUCCAACUAUCAAAAAGAAGAGGAUUAUUCAGAAUGCUUACUUUUUAUUUCAAUUGAAUAAUGUAAUGUACUUUAAUUGAUUAAAAAAUAUUUGAAAACUUUUAUUAAUAAAUUGGUGUACGGUUACUUAA
Messenger RNA from Apis florea (little honeybee), 649 nucleotides. Its product is annotated as B2 protein. Gene Ontology annotation, molecular function: odorant binding. The record is from RefSeq and is a predicted model, not a curated record. NCBI's taxonomy places the organism in Eukaryota, Metazoa, Arthropoda, Insecta, Hymenoptera, Apidae. Gene Ontology annotation, biological process: sensory perception of smell.